Trichoderma virens Gv29-8 is the source of this 1178-nucleotide messenger RNA. RefSeq lists its product as uncharacterized. The record is from RefSeq and is a predicted model, not a curated record. The transcript has 2 exons. Bases 52 to 1092 code for a protein of 346 amino acids. NCBI's taxonomy places the organism in Eukaryota, Fungi, Ascomycota, Sordariomycetes, Hypocreales, Hypocreaceae. Gene Ontology annotation, molecular function: ATP binding; ATP:ADP adenylyltransferase activity. Gene Ontology annotation, biological process: nucleotide metabolic process.
ACAAGUGUCAUCGCCAGGCAACGGUCUAUUACAGGCGUUCAUAUCCCCAAAAUGUCGCGAUUAAAAGCCCCAUCGAACCUCCAUGAACUCGUCAAGACGGCCUUUUCCAAAGCGCUCUCUACAAGCGAGCUUCAUUACUUCCCCACUCAAGUCACCAUCCUCCAUAUCAAUUCCAUUCCUUUCCAACUACGAUUCUCCCCUGCUCUAGCAAACAAACCCAAAGGGCCCCCUCCAGAUCCCUCCCAGCCGCGCAAGCCGUUUGAUCCCUUCGCCAAUCCUCCCGCCUCGCUCUUCAUCACAGACUUGGGACCAUCUCAUUUCCUCGUCUUGAACAAGUUUGCCGUGGUGCCGGAGCACUUCAUUCUCGCGACAAAAGAGUACAAGCUACAGACUCAUGUGCUAGAGGAAUCCGAUCUCCAAGCCACGCUCGCCUGCAUCGACGCCUAUGAGCAGGCGAAGCAGAGUGAAGCAUCUGCAUCACCAUCUUCAGUGGAACGAAAAUCGCAGGACGAUGGCCUUUUCGCUUUCUUCAAUGGCGGAGAACAUUCGGGAGCAAGCCAGCCUCAUAGACACAUUCAGCUCUUACCCAUAUCCCGGAUGAAAGAUGGCCUAGACGCCGCCUCCUCAUGGGAUGUGCUCGCCCAACAAGCUGAAAAACUCGAAAAGACGCCUUUUGUUGCAUUUUCAGAGCCCAUCGACAAGGAAAUUUCGCCCGCAAAUCUCCAUGCCGCCUAUCUCCGUCUCUACAAAAAGGCGUGUCAAGCAGUCGCUCAGCACGCAGGAACCACAAGUCCAGCCUCUGACGAGAUUCCCACCACUGGAGAAGCCAGGAUCAGCUACAACAUGGCCAUGACAAAGGAUACCAUAGUCAUAUGCCCACGACUAAGCGAAGGCUCGGAGAUUAAAAGCAGCGAAACAUCUUCACCAAUCGGAUCCCUCGCACUGAACGGCACGCUCCUCGCAGGCACAGCACUGGUGAAAAGCGAGGCAGAAUGGGACGCCUUGAAGAAGAGCCCGAGCGGACUGCUUGCUGUGCUUAAGACCAUUGGUGUUCCACGGGAGGAGGUCAAGGAUGAGCAGAUUAAACUAUAGCGGCGAGUAGACGAAAUGAUUUCACGAGCCAUGUAUUAGAAGUAGAAGAGAUGAGAUAUGUACUCUAACAUGAGAUUGCGCGCCUG